AUGGAUAUCGAUAUAUGUAAUAAUAACCGCACGUUAUCAUUAUACAACGCGCAACAAACGUAUGAAGUACGCGCUAAUUUUGAUGUACCUAAUAUUGAUUUAAUAAAAUUUGACAGCGAAUCAAAUGAAGAAAAACAAAUGUUAAUUGAGAAAAAUAAACGAAUUUCAACGGAAAAUGAACAAAUUAAAAGUUAUCUUGGUGAUCAAUGUAGACAAAUUGACGCCUUGAAUAAUCAAAUCAAUAAGUUAAAACAAGAUAUUCAAGAUAGGGACGAAGUUAUUUGCGAACUAAAACCUUAUAAAGAUAUUUUUUCAACGUCUGAAAGAAAAAUUGAAUCUUAUAAACGUGAUAAUAUGAGAAAAAGCGAUGAAAUACAAACUUUACAAAAUAAUCUCAACAAUAAAAAUCAUGAAAUUAAUGUGUUAAAGGUAGAAAUAUUGUCAUUAGAUGAUGAAAUUAAAGAAAAGAACAAAACUUUAAAUGAUGAAAUUAAGGAUCUUAAAAAAAAGAACAAAACUUUAAAUGAUGAAAAUGGCAAAUGGCAAAAUUAUAUUGGCAAAGCAACAACCUUUUCUUUAAGUGAUGAUGAUGAAAAUCACACCGUUCAGCUUGUAAAAGAUAUUACAACAUUGCAAAGUAUGAUUGAAAAUUAUGUUGGGACUUUGAGAAAGGUUGACGUAGACUUUGGCGAAGUAAAUAGACUAUUACGCUGCCGUGGGUGUAAAGUAGAAGUAAAGCCUAUCCAAGAAAAUGACUUACCACUCGUAAAAGCUGUUUUACAGUGUUAUGUUUUUGAUGAGCUAAUUAAAAAUGCGGAUUCACUUUUUACAAAAAAUGAUUGUUUGGAAGCUAAAAUUUAUAAUCAAACUAAGAGUAUCCUUGAUUUAUUAAAUAAAUUCUUAAGAUCACGUGAUGGAACCAACGAGAUAACAAAUGCUUUUCCUAUUAAACUACGUCAACAAAUAUUUGGAUUUCUUGGUAAUCUUGGAUUUGCAGAUACAAAUGAUCGAAUACAUGACGUUAUAAGUUCUAUAAAAGAUCGAUUAAAUGAUUCAAUUAACAAAAUUCGAAAGUACAAAAGUCCACAAAAGAAAACAUUACACAAUGAUAUGGCAACUAAAUUAGUACGAGAAUUCAUUAGAAUAUGUUAUUUCCGCUUAAAGGUUCAAGAACCAAUUCCCGAACUAAGGUGGUUUUCAUUUUCCAAUUAUGAAAAAAAAAAUCAAAAACUUUAUUCACGUGCUAAAGUCGUACACAAAUUUAAAAGAUCACAUGAUUCUAAUAAAAACUUAAUUGCUACUUCCAUUAAUACUCUUAAAAAUUUUGUUUAUGAUAGCAUUUAUUCUUUUAAGUCUACGAAUGUAGACGAAGUUGACAAUCAAAAUGGUAAAAAUGUUAGUCAAAAUGAUGAUGAAUUUUUAAAAACCAAUCAAAAUGAAGAAGUUAAAAGUGGUAAUGUUUUAGAUAAUAAUCAAAUUGAUAAAAGUGGAAAUGGUGAAGGGGAUAGAUAUAGUAAUAAAAAUGGUAGAGGUAAAGAUAAAGAUGGAGGUAACAACAAAAAUGGUAUAAAUGGAGAUAACAAUCAAAACGGUAAAAAUGGAAAUAACAAUAAUCGAAAUAGUAAAGAUGGAAGUGAAAAUCCAAAUGAUAAAGAUGGUAACAACAAUCGAUAUGGUAAAGGCGGGGAUAACAAUCAAAAUGGUGAAGGUGGAGAUAACAAUCAAAGUGGUAUAGUUGGAAAUAACAAUCGAAAUGAUAAAUAUGGAAGUAACAAUCCAAAUAAUAGAGAUGGUGGCGACAAUCGAUAUGGUAGAGAUAACAAUCAAAGUGGUAAAGGUGGAGAUAACAAUCGAAAUAAUAAAGAUGGAAGUGACAAUCCAAAUGAUAGAGAUGGUGGAAAUAAUCGAUAUGGUAAAGAUGGGGAUAACAAUCAAAAUGGUAAGGGUGGAGAUAACAAUCAAAGUGGUAUAGUUGGAAAUAACAAUCGAAAUGAUAAAUAUGGAAGUAACAAUCCAAAUCAUAGAGAUGGUGGCGACAAUCGAUAUGGUAGAGAUAACAAUCAAAGUGGUAAAGGUGGAGAUAACAAUCGAAAUGUUAAAGAUGGAGAUAACAACCAAAAUGGUAAACGUGGGGAUAACAAUCAGUAUGGUAAAGGUAGAGAUAACGAUCAAAGUGGUAUAGUUGAAAAUAACAAUCCAAAUGAUAGAGAUGGUGACGACAAUCCAUAUGGUAAAGAUGGAGAUAAUAAUCAAAAUGGUAAGGGUAAAUUUAACAAUCAAAGUGGUAAUAGUAAAGAUGGAGGUAACAAUCAAAAUGAUAAAAACAAAGGUAGAAAUAGAUUGGGAUUCAAAAGACGUAGGUAA
Molecule: messenger RNA, 2364 nt
Organism: Funneliformis caledonium
Lineage: Eukaryota; Fungi; Glomeromycota; Glomeromycetes; Glomerales; Glomeraceae
Source: the annotation of a GenBank genome assembly